AGACUUCUCUAUGCUGAUUUGCAAAAUGACGGAAGAUAAAAUUCGAGGUCCCCUCACUCCUGCUCAGAGGGUGUGGCUUGGACCACGCACUGCUCCAGGUACCUCUUCUUCCUCUGCUAGUGUCCCUGUGACCUUGUCCUCUGACCCUCUCUGCCCGUCCUCCACACAGAAAGUACGAAGUUUGUUUUCAUCCUCAUCCUCAACUACUCCUUCUCACCAACAUCUCUCUGCACCUCCAUCAAGAAUGGUAGUGACAAUGACAUGGUUCUAGUGACUGGUCACCACCACCAUAUCCCACUAUCCCCCAGUUGGUCAGUAGCUCACGGACGGGAGAGAGAGACACAACACGGAUUGGAGGUCUGCUACUGACUCUCUCUCUCUCUCGCUUUAACCUAGUCUUCAUGUUUCAAAUCCUAUUGUUUGCUGCAUUUCUGCUUUAGCGAGUUCUGAAAUCUGAUUGGUCAAUUAGUUGUAGGAUGGCUGCAUGCGAAGCUUAUGGCAAUAUACAGUUAAUGCUCAGAUUAUUUACUUUGCGUAUACAGUAUCCUGGUUUAUAAAAACUGGAUGCAGAAUAUGUAUGUGCAGACUAUGCCUCUAAACGACUCCACCAGUUAGUUGCGAAUGAUUGUCAUUGAUGUGUGAGGGAGUUUUUAAAUAUUGUACUAAUUCUCUCCUCUCCCUUCUACAGUUGCAGAGUCAAUCACGACUUCUUCUUCCUCUUCUGGUGUCCCUGUGUCCUCGUCCUCUGACCCUCUCUCCCCGUCCUCUAACUCUCCUCUCACCUCCUCUACUUCUG
Molecule: messenger RNA, 796 nt
Organism: Geodia barretti
Lineage: Eukaryota; Metazoa; Porifera; Demospongiae; Tetractinellida; Geodiidae
Source: the annotation of a GenBank genome assembly